GCCGCAUUGAACAAUGGAAGUGGCCGUGGGAACCGAUCACGUCGCCGUGGCGCCGACGACGCCAACGUUCUCCAUGUGGGCUGGAAAGACCAUCGUCGAAGCAGGAGACCUGGUGGUCUUGUUCGAGACGCACAACAGCAUCACGUACGCGUACGUGAAACCUGACGAGAUCUACCAGAACCGCCACGGGGCGUUUCACCACAACGACAUCAUCGGCAACCGGUACGGAGCCAAGGUGUAUUCGCGCAUGUCCAAGGGGUACAUCUACAUCCUCUCACCGACUCCUGAGCUUUGGAGCAAAGCGCUGCGUCAUCGUACGCAGAUCGUGUUCACAUUGGACGCCAGCGCCAUCACGUUUCAAACCCAUUGCGCCCCUGGGAAGAUCGUGAUCGAGUCCGGGACUGGCAGCGGCGCGCUAACGACGGCGUUUGCCCGCACGGUCGCACCCCAUGGACAUGUGUACACGUUCGAGUUCAACGCGACACGAGCCCAAGUCGCCAAGGAGGAAUUCAUCGCGAACGGUUUGGAGAACGUUGUCACGAUCGAAUGCCGCGACGCGUGCGAACAAGGGUUUCCCGAGCAUUUGGCGGGUAAGGUGGACGUCGUCUUUCUGGACCUCCCGUGCCCGUGGAAAGCCGUGGGUCACGCCAAGAAGAUGCUCAAGCAUCACGGCGCGUUUGCGUCGUACUCGCCAUGUAUGGAGCAAGUCCAGCGCACGUGCGACGCGCUCCGAUUGGAUGGCUUCGAUCGCGUCCGUACGAUUGAGACGCGGUUGAUGCCGUACUCGGCGCGCACGGUGGCGUUGCCAGUGCCGUCGUUCGAAGUGGAGUACCAACGAGUGAAGCGAAAAGCCGUCGAAGACGAAGUAGAAAAUGAAGCGGAUAAGCCCAAGACAGUGACACUGGCCAAGCGCGACGAAGAAAUGCGAGGCCACACGGCGUUCCUCACGUUUGCGUACAAGUUCUAGGCCAAAUUAACUGGACGAUUUUGCUACUUUAGAAAGCGAUUACUCCGGAGUACAACAACAGUGGAUGACUGCCAAAAAUCUCGCAAACG
Aphanomyces astaci is the source of this 1056-nucleotide messenger RNA. RefSeq lists its product as hypothetical. NCBI's taxonomy places the organism in Eukaryota, Oomycota, Saprolegniomycetes, Saprolegniales, Verrucalvaceae. Gene Ontology annotation, biological process: tRNA methylation. The coding region runs from base 14 to 967 and encodes 317 amino acids. The transcript is spliced from 7 exons. The record is from RefSeq and is a predicted model, not a curated record. Gene Ontology annotation, cellular component: nucleus; tRNA (m1A) methyltransferase complex.